UUCUCUCUCUCUCUCUCUCUCUCUCUCCUUCAUCUGCAAAUAUGUCGUCCUAAGGCAUUCAAGAUCACACUAUAUACUAAGAAAAGAUCCGAUCCUCAUAUCUGUACUUUGAUUCUUGGUUCGUUUGUUUCUCUUUUUUUUCUUAAAAAAAACAUAUCCAUGAAACGAGUUUUGGAGAUGGAGAGAUCAAGCUUGAGCGAAAGCAGCCAAGAAACCAGACCCGAAUCGCCUAAUUCUUCCACCUUUAACGACAUGAAAGUCGUCUCGUCUCCUUCUUCACCUAAGCGAAGAAGAUCCGUACAGAAGAGAGUGAUGACCGUACCGAUCAGGGACGUGGAAGGGUAUAGGCUAAAAGGCGACACAACUCCCCCGUUGGAUUCAUGGGCAUGGAGAAAGUACGGUCAAAAACCCAUCAAGGGCUCUCCCUACCCAAGAGGGUAUUAUCGGUGUAGUAGUUCCAAGGGAUGUCCGGCGAGGAAACAGGUGGAGAGAAGCCGAGAUGAUCCGACCAUGAUCCUCGUCACUUACACGUGCGAACACAAUCACUCUUGUCCCACUUCUAUAACCGGCCCUAAUAAACACCGUCCUAAACCGGAACCGGAACCGGAGGACGAUCAUCGUAGCGAGUUCAUGGAUCUCGGGGAGAUCGAAACGACGCCGUCGUGGGUGGACGAGUUCACGUGGUUCGGCGAGAUGGAAACGACGUCGUCCACAAUCUUCGAGAGCUCGGUAUUCUCGUCGUCGGAGAGGACGAACGUGUCGGGGAGUGCUGACGUGGCAUUGUUUGAAGACGGAGAAGACGAGUCGCUUUUCGCCGGACUCGGAGAGUUGCCGGAGUGCUCGGCCAUUUUCCAGCAUGAGAUCUACUGACACGUGGCGUAGUUUCAUUGGAGUCGUAAGGCCGACGUAUAGAAAAGGAUUAAAAAAAUACAAAUCGAUUUUUUUUCGCUAUUCUCUACUCUUUGAG
This is a messenger RNA of Tarenaya hassleriana, 967 nucleotides long. Its product is annotated as probable WRKY transcription factor 65. The coding region runs from base 160 to 870 and encodes 236 amino acids. The record is from RefSeq and is a predicted model, not a curated record. Gene Ontology annotation, molecular function: DNA-binding transcription factor activity; transcription cis-regulatory region binding. Gene Ontology annotation, cellular component: nucleus. Gene Ontology annotation, biological process: regulation of DNA-templated transcription. NCBI's taxonomy places the organism in Eukaryota, Viridiplantae, Streptophyta, Magnoliopsida, Brassicales, Cleomaceae. The transcript has 3 exons.